UUUGGUGAAGUUAUAGAUCCUCGAGUCUUUUCUCAAAACCUUAAUCCACGAUAUCUCUGGGGAUUCUUCUAAUUGUUGUCAUGCCUUGUGAUAGUGACAUGAACACAACACUGCUCAAUUGUCAAUGGACCCAUCUGCGAGCCAAUAAAUUGUCUGUUGCACUAUGUUAUCAGGUUGAUAACUGGAUCUUAAUGAAUUCAAGAACCACUGUGGCAUCUGUCGUUUCCUGUAAAUCGGGAAACAAGAACGACAUCUUUUUCUGGACUUUGGUUUGCUUGCUGUCAAAGUUCUCUGAGAUCCCCACUGCAUACUUGAACUUCUACCUUAACCUGAUUAAGGGAAUUGAUAGGACUUAUUUAGCAAUUUGCAAUUGGGGCUCCUUUGAAGAGCUUCAUCCAUAGCAGUGCUUAAUAUUUAGCCAUCUGCAUCCAUCAUCAAUAUUUUAUCAUCUUGAUUCCGGAGGCAAUAUUUGGCAGCAUGGUUUCUUCUCAGUUAUCUACUCUCACCAACAAACAAGUUUGCAAAUCCUUUAAGAGCCAACUGCUUUUCCCAGUGAGCAUUCCUGAUGUUCCCCCAGAUAAUGUUGAAUUAGACUUCUGUGAUGUAUUUGGUCCUUUACCAGAACAAGCCUCAAAUGAAGUUGGUAACGGGGACUCUGAAAAAUUGGUGCCUGUACCAGACGUGACUGGACUUUGUUAUGAUGACCCAGUGGUCAUUUACAAUCGAUCACAUUCUUUGGUUGGUCCCUCCGCUUGUGUUAGUCAGUCUUUGAAAUUGAGCAAGCUCACCAUACAUGAGAUGGAGGAUUCAGUGGAACUUGUAGGGAGUGUCGGUUGUGAGACAGACAAUGACGUUCAGGAACUUCUAAUUAAUGAUUCUUUUGUUAAUGGAUCUCUUCAAUGUGUGGAUGAUAAUUUCAUCAAGGAGCAGAGCGUAGGCCUUGAAGAUUUUGAGGUCCUGAAGGUUGUUGGUCAGGGUGCAUUUGGAAAAGUAUUCCAGGUGAGACAGAGGGGAACAUCAGAAAUAUAUGCAAUGAAGGUCAUGCGGAAGGACAAGAUAAUAGAGAAGAAUCAUGCUGAAUACAUGAAAGCAGAGAGGGAUAUUUUAACCAGGAUACAGCACCCAUUUAUUGUCCAGCUCAGAUGUUCAUUCCAAACCAAAUAUAGACUUUAUCUUGUGCUAGAUUUUGUGAAUGGGGGACACCUAUUUUUUCAGCUUUAUCACCAUGGACUUUUCAGAGAGGAUCUGGCACGGACAUAUACAGCAGAGAUUGUUUCAGCAGUGUCUCAUCUUCAUGCUAAUGGUGUAAUGCAUAGGGAUCUGAAGCCUGAAAAUAUCCUACUGGAUGCAGAUGGCCAUGUUAUGUUGACUGAUUUUGGCCUUGCAAAGCAAUUUGAUGAGAAUACAAGAUCAAACUCCAUGUGUGGGACUGUGGAAUAUAUGUCACCUGAAAUCAUUCUUGGGAAGGGCCAUGAUAAGGCUGCAGAUUGGUGGAGCGUUGGGAUCUUAUUGUUUGAGAUGCUCACAGGAAAGCCUCCAUUUAUUGGUGGGAACCGUGAGAAAAUUCAACAAAAAAUAAUAAAGGAGAAAAUCAGGCUGCCUGCGUUUUUGUCAAGCGAUGCACACUCUCUGUUGAAAGGGUUGCUGCAAAAGGAUCCAAGCAAGCGCCUAGGAAGUGGGGCCAAUGGCAGCAAUGAAGUAAAGCAUCAUAAAUGGUUCAAGCCAAUCAACUGGAAGAAACUUGAAGCCAGGGAAAUCCGGCCAAGUUUUUGCCCAGAGGUUGGUGGGACGCAGUGCAUUGCCAACUUUGACAAGCGUUGGACUGAUAUGACACUCCAGGAAUCUCCAGCUGCCAGUCCAAAUAGCAAUAGUAACCCAUUCCAGGGUUUUAGUUAUGUGAGGCCAGCAGCCUCCUUUCUUCAGAGGAGCAGUCCAAUGUGCUAGUGAGUGUGGCGACUUCAGCAAGCUGGGUUGAACAACAGUCUUUGCUUUUCAUGGCUGGAUUUAGAACCUUAAGUAAGAGCUGUGAGUUUUUAUCUAUGAACCCAGGAAUAUCACAAUCCUAUAGGAAAGGAAAGAACUAUUACCUGAUAAGGUGAACGGCGUUGAUGGCUGGUGGCCAUCUGAUGAUGUUUUAUUUUCUUAGUACUUCCACAUGUUGUUGCUUUAAAAGUUUUCAAUUCGCAACCCUAUGGUUCUCUCAUAUGCAAGAUAAAAGUAUGUUUUUUUUUUGCCUCA
Messenger RNA from Diospyros lotus (date-plum), 2238 nucleotides. RefSeq names its product serine/threonine-protein kinase AtPK2/AtPK19-like. Bases 478 to 1944 code for a protein of 488 amino acids. Lineage: Eukaryota; Viridiplantae; Streptophyta; Magnoliopsida; Ericales; Ebenaceae. The transcript is spliced from 7 exons. Gene Ontology annotation, biological process: protein phosphorylation. Gene Ontology annotation, molecular function: ATP binding; protein serine/threonine kinase activity. The record is from RefSeq and is a predicted model, not a curated record.